Molecule: messenger RNA, 885 nt
Organism: Echinostoma caproni
Lineage: Eukaryota; Metazoa; Platyhelminthes; Trematoda; Plagiorchiida; Echinostomatidae
Source: the annotation of a GenBank genome assembly
UAUGCAGACGACAUUGUGGUACUAAGUGAGUCAAGAAACUUACUGCUUACCGCUGUCUACGCAGCAUUGCACAAAUCUAUGCAACGAAAUCUUAAAUUUUCCCUUCGAUCCUACUUUCAACCUUUCCUGUCUUUCUGCUACUGUUCAUCCAAAUGGACAGCAACCAAUACCGGCGCACGAAAGUGCAUGGUAAUGGUUGUAGAAACUGAAACUGAAACUGCUUACAGCAGUGAUUUUUACGCAGUGCUUUCUGUUUCUUCAUUACAGGUACUGGGUCUUGAUUCAGCCCUCCGGUUUCUCAAUUCAACUUUGCUUCGUGGUCAUCAUGCUACUAUCACAUUGUCCGCGAUCCUCGAGCUUCAUCGUCAUAUCCUGUCUUUUGUGGACCCUAGUGAGGCUGGUAAUAUGCGUCAGACACAAGUUUUUGUCGCGGAUCAUCAUCCGCCUCCGCCAGAUGCUGUGCCAGAUUUGAUGAAUGAAUUAGUGAAUUGGUUGAAUGGAGACCAGUUGUCCGAUGUACAUCCGAUAGAAUUGGCCGCGCUGACGCAUUGGAAAUUGGUCUAUAUCCAUCCAUUCUAUGACGGGAAUGGACGCACGGCCAGGCUGUUAAUGAAUCUGAUUUUGAUGCGUGCUGGGUUACCACCUGCGAUCAUCAAGUUGGAGGACCGACAAGCCUAUUAUGAACAUUUGAAAACCGCCAACGAUGGAGAUGUACGACCGUUUAUCCGCUUCAUCGCUAAGGAGCAAAUCUGGGAUAUCACGCUAGAACACUACCCACUCGACCACCGGGCGGCUGAUCAAACUGUUUCUCAUUUUGCUAUUGCGCAAUAUAGCACAACCCAUGUUUACCAGCUUAAUUCCGGCAUCAUACCUCACGCAUCAUAG